Ostreococcus tauri is the source of this 2038-nucleotide messenger RNA. Its product is annotated as DNA (cytosine-5)-methyltransferase 1, replication foci domain. The transcript has a single exon. The record is from RefSeq and is a predicted model, not a curated record. The annotation marks the transcript as partial. NCBI's taxonomy places the organism in Eukaryota, Viridiplantae, Chlorophyta, Mamiellophyceae, Mamiellales, Bathycoccaceae.
AUGGGCGCGUGUGAGACGGCGCGCGUGCGCGCCGUGGUCGACGCGGCGCGCGCCGCGGCGCGGAAAGCCAAGGCGAAGAGAAGCGCGCGAGGAAACGAAGGAGAACGACGCGUGAUCGAUGACAUCGUGGUGGAGUUGAGUCACACGUUUCAGAACAUUGUCGAGAGUUUGCUUGAAUCGAGAUCGACGCGUAGUCGACACGGGCGCGCGCGCGCGGACGGCGUCCGGAGGGUGGCCAGAGCGGGUCUGGGAAUCGAUCGCGACCGUUCCAUCGCGCUCACGGAUGAGAUUCUGGGCGUCGGCGAAGAGUAUAACGCGAGUGAAUCCGCGUUAAAGGCGUCGAACGAUGGGCAAACCGUGAACGAUGGCCCACUGGUGCGUUUACUCGACGACUUUGAAUUAAUCAGAGAGGAGACGACGCCGACGGGCGAGCUCGUGCGCCGCCAGGUAAAAUUCCGAGAGGAACUCUUCGAAGACGCCGAGAGUGCGUCCACGCUCCGCGUUCGCGGACACAUGCGCGUGGUCUCUGAUGAACGUCUACGCCCGGCGCGUGAAGAAGAAGGCGAGAGCGUUGAGGUCGAGCUCAAGGGCAUCGUCGGGUACCAGUACUCGUUCACCGCGCCGAUUGACUUGCGAGGAUUUUACGUCGUCACCACCUUCGCGGCGUACAAGCUCAUGAAUCCGAAGUCAACGUACGCGACGCUCUACGAACGUGGUUUUCAGAUGCGAUUCGACCUCGCGCGGCGCGCGGCGCGCGCGCUUCCGCGCACGUCUCGCGUGACUUUCGAUACCCUGCUUCCAGAGCUCGAAACCAGGCAACCGCCCGACGUAUCCGCCGUGUCACCCGCGCGUCGGGCGGACGACAGGGACGAAGAAGGAGAAACAUGGAUGAAGUAUAAAGAAAGUGAUGUCUUGUCGUGCGUGACGACGCUGUGUAAGCUCUGCGCGAACGAACUUGGGCAUUUGAAUCGCCGGAGCGCAAACGUUCUCGCGACUUUGGUGAAGAAGGCAUCGACGACAAUCGAUCCGCGUCGAGACGCUCGAGAUGAGUUUGUGAUGUGUCACGAGGCGAACGUCGAUGACGUUCGCAAGGAGGAUCUCGAAAGGAUUUAUGGCACGCAUGGGAGCAAGACCUGCGCCGACGCGCAGUUCCCGAGCGCGAUACGCGCCCGCCGCGACGACGCGCUCGUCGAGUGGAUCGGCGUCGCGAACGAGCGAUUUCAAGCGGAGCCAACUUUCAUCGAGGAGGCGCUCGGUGCGUGGCAGUUUUGCAUGGAGCACGCAAAUGUACUGUGUUUACCGAUAUUUGCGUUCGAAAAAUUCGUUCGUUCGCUGACAUGUCCGCCUUCAAAGAUGUCGUGGGCGCUCUUGCGCGACAUCCACUGCGCGCUCACGGCGCAGAUCAAGCCAGAACUUUCCUUCGUGAUGGACUCCAUCAUGAUUCAACGUGCGGGGGAUUUCGCGCAUCGCUCGGAGAGUGUCAUACGAGUCAGUAAGUAUGAUUCCGAGCUCCACGUCCACGCGUGGGCUGAGAUUGUUCGAGAAAUAAUUGACGACGAACUCGACACCUCUGUGGACGUCAAGCUCGCGGCGUUUCGAGCGAGCGCAUUACUGAGGAUGGCAGAUUACUUUCAGCUCACACAUCGAUUGCGCUUGGCGACUAUUUCAGCUCUCAUUGCCUUGACGUUGAAACAGCCCGCGUUCCGCGAGUACAUCGCGGAGAAAAGGGGAGAAUUGAAGGGACACGCGGAGCCGAGCGUCGAUAAACAAGACGUCGUGUCCAUCAUAAAAUGUCUGGACACGCAGUGCGACGAGCUCACGGAUGGUUACGCGCACCUCACCGAAGAAACCACCCAGGAGCACCCGAGCGUUGUCCACGCGCGCUCGGAGAUUCAUCACUUUCUGCAGAAAUCGUCAUCGCACUGGCAGAGAUUGGAUCGGCUGUCGUCACACAUCGACGCCCUCAUGAAACAAUGUCAAACCUGCACGUUCGCUCAACUGCGACUCAUCUUAUGGAACUUCGAAGUGACGGUGUUUG